GUAUAGAUCAUUCUCGUUUCCAAGCUGAACCAUGCCCUCUCAUAUGAACGAUAGGUUGUUAUGGCUAUGUCUAGGUGUUUCUCUUUUCUUCGCUGUUCGCGGCAUAGUCACGGACCUCCGCCGAGUGCGAGAUCUGACGGAGAUUAAGCAUGUCGAGAAGGAAGAUAAGAUGAUCAGUGAAGGCACGGAGGAUGCCCUCAAACUGGACACAUUACUCAAGCUCUCUGAAAGCACAAGUUACGACCUCCGGGCAGCUGCUUUGCGUAUUAUCGCCGAGAGAUCUACAAAGGGAGAAACUAGAGAUUUGCUUCUGAGGGACCUUGCGAGUACGAAUACAGAGAGACGAAGCAAAGCCCUCAGUGCGAUGUACUUCUUAGUAUCAAAUCGCUUACUUUCUCGGACCUCCGUAUGUGCCAGACUGAAAGAUCCGCCCACAUACAACGCUCUUGUCGACUGUCUCUGCAAUUUCCUCAACGAACAUACCGAAGAGACCUCCACCACAGUAUCACCUAUUUUACCCAAAACUAGACCUCUCGAGGAGAAGAAGGCGCUUGGUACACUGAACCUGGUUCUUCCAGAAAAUGUGCCCGCAGCUCUGGAGGCUGGCGUCGUUAGUCGUUGGCUCUCAAAAUAUCCAUUUCCUUGCGCGCUUUCGGAGCCGUCGCGCCGGCAAGACGUAGUGAUACUCAUGAAGACCUGGUGGUCCGAUGAUACCCUUAUGAGUUCAAUAUUUAGCACCCUCUCUUCUCAUCCGGAGGGCACGAAGCAAUUACGCAAAUAUGGUCUAAUGGGUAGCAUGAUUGAGGAAAACGACCAGGAUGAUGAUGAUGAUGACAGUGACAUAUGGAUGGUAGAUGGUGAUGAUACUGCCGGCUCGAGUCGAGUCCCCGGGAGGCGCCUGCGGGAACGGAGUGCUGAGGAGCAGGCUGUAAGGAGACGAAGGAGAGAGGCUAUGGUGUUGAGUGAUGGGGGACGACCACUUGGUCACGACGAUAUCAUACAACUACCUAUCUCCGAAUGAUUGACAAGUUUCCUGUUAUAGUCUCCAUCGUGAGAGGAAUGGACUUCAUCUACUCGAUGGCUGCACUAUGUGAUUGUUGUGGCGAUUAGUUCAUUUUGCUUUAUGAUACCCUUUUGUCCUGAUAUUACAUAGCCCGUUUCGUCAAUGUUCUUAAAUGUACAAUUAUGAUGGUAUUCACAGUCCAAUCCAAGCUGAUUUAGCAGCGUGAUCCACCUUCUUCCGACUGCUUUUAAGCAUACCAAGCGCCUUGAGUUCUGAUAACGCCCGAUAGAACAAUGUCAUAGUCAUACGUUCAUCGUAAGCGUCACCUUGCUCACUCUCGAACACCGCAUAAAAAGCUUGCCAAAGGUCGUAAACGUUCACCAGUGCCCCGGACUCGAGAUAUAGCUGAUAUAAGAUAGCCGUGGCUGGCUGUCGCGCGGAAAUCUUAGCAUCCGUCCUAUCCGACAUUGAUAUCAAGUAGUCGAAAGGAUUGGCUAAGGCACGUUCGAUCGCGAAACGUGGCCUAGGG
Molecule: messenger RNA, 1532 nt
Organism: Aspergillus pseudotamarii
Lineage: Eukaryota; Fungi; Ascomycota; Eurotiomycetes; Eurotiales; Aspergillaceae
Exons: 5
Coding region: 32-1021 (329 amino acids)
Source: RefSeq, a predicted model, not a curated record